AUGUUUUCUAUUGAAAGUAGAAAAUUAAAAGAAAUGGUUCCAACUUGGGAAGAAAUGAUAAAAGAAUAUAAAUAUUUAAAAAAUAAAAAAAUUGUUAUGGUUAUUUUAAUUUUUUUAUUUAUACCAAUAUUUUAUUUUUUAUUUUAUGAUAAUUCCCAACCAAUAGAUGUAUAUCUAAUCCCACAUUCUCAUUGUGAUUUUGGUAAAACUGGUGAUUAUAAUGUAUAUAACAAAACAUCGAAAAUUUUAAAUAAUGUAAUAUUAGAGUUAUACCAAGAUAGAGAAAAAACAUUUAUUUGGGCAGAAAUUAAUUAUUUUAGUAAAUGGUAUAAUGGUUUAAAUGAAGAUAUAAAAAAUAUAGUAAAAAAAGUAAUAGAUAAUAAACAAUUAGAGUUUGUGUCUGGAGGUUGGGUACAGAAUGAUGAUGCUGUUGCAAAUGUUGAUGGCAUUUUAGAACAAAUCACCCAAGGUCAUAUAUGGUUAAAAGAUACAUUCGGUUAUACGGUAGAAUAUGGUUGGCAAGUCGAUUCUAUAGGAUAUUCAUCAAUAACACCAACUUUAUUAUCAAAGAUCGGUAUUAAAGGCCUAGUAAUAAAUGGGGUAUCUGAUACAAUCAAGACAUAUUUGAAGAAGGCCAAGUCUAUGGAGUUUAUCUGGAGAGGUUCAGAAACCGUGGGUCUUGGAUCAGAAGUAAUGGUAACACUGCUAAACGAUGGAUAUGAAUAUACAGAGUCUUUAAACCCAGACUCAAAGAUCUCAAUGGGUCUAAGGGUGUCCCAUUUUUUAAAGUAUUUGAAGAAACAAGCAAAAACAAUAAAAUCAAAUCAAUUGAUAAUUCCAUUGGGCUCUAAUUUUGCAUACACUGACGCAGCAGAUGAGUUUUCAAUUUCCAAACAAGUUAUUGAAAAGAUAUUAAAACAUAAAGAGUCUUAUAGAAUUAAUUCAAUCCAAUACUCCACCUUAUCAAAUUAUUUUAAAUCUGUUCGAAAUCAUUAUUUAUCCAACAUUGAUGGUCAACAUAUUACACUUUUUAAUAAAGAUUUCUUACCCUAUACAACAAAUAACAACUAUUGGACAGGUUAUUAUUCUAACCAACCCAUUUUAAAAAAGGAAAUUAGAGAUACACAGAAUUUAUUAAGGAAUGUAGAGUCGCUCUAUGCAUUGGCCACUUUAAAGAAUUCUAAAAUAGCUCAAUUACAGAACCAACUCGAAAAUAUUAGAAAUGAAAUCUCUUUGGCCCAAGAUCACAACAUUAUUGCCGGUACAUCAAAAGGUUCAAUUUUAAAACAAUCUUUUCAACGUAUACAAAACUCUAGGGUCAAUUCAUAUAAUAUCCUAUCAAAUUCAUUAGAGCUCAUUUUAAAAAACAGUAAUGGUUCAAGUAAAGCAAUGGCCCCAUUCAAAUAUGAAAAUGUAGUCGAUAUUGACUCUUUAGAAUAUGAUGAAUUAUAUUCAAUAGUAUUUCAUAACUCACUAAGCUGGGACUCUGACCAACAUGUUUCAAUUAGAGUAAGAUCGUCUAAUCGAACCUUAAUUGAUGGGUUACAGUUAAUAGAUUCUAUAUCUAUGAAUCCAGUAAUAAUUCAAGCUAUAAAGAUUCAGCCAAAAGGUCUUACUUGUUUUACAUCAUCAUCCAAUGACUAUUCAAUUUAUUCCAUUAUUAAUAUACCUGCUUUAGGUAUUAAAACUUUUUUCCUUAAAGUUAAUAGACAAUAUACAAAGAAGGGUAUUCUUUCAUCUGAAAUGAUCAUUUCAAAAAAAAUUAAUGCAACCAAAAUUUUAAUUUCAUCAACAUUAUUAGAGUUUACUUUCGAUCCAUAUGGUAGACUACAAACUAUUAGAAAUAGCGAUAGAAGUGAAAUUAAAAAUGUUAGCCUAAGCUUUUCACAAUACAAGGCUUCAAAAGGUAGUACAUAUAUAUUCAAAUCAUCAGGUGACAAAGAAGAAAUCUUGGUUAAACCUGAUAAAGUUAUUCACUACGAUGGACCAUUGUUUACUCAAAUAACUCUAAUUUAUGGUAAUAAUAGUAUGGUCAAUUGUAGCCAUACCUCAAUAAUACAUCAUAGAGCAUAUAGAAGGUCAAUUGAAAGGGACAAGCAUUAUUACCCCACAGAAAGAUUUUUAGAAACAAGUUAUUCAAUCAUGGGUCAGUCAGAUACAGAAAAAGUUGUUUCAUUUGAAAUCAAUUCACUUCCAGAGAAACAUAAUGAGUUUUACACUGAUAAUGGUAUUGAGGCAAGAAGAAGAGAAAUUAACACAAAUAGAGGAUUCUUUCAAAGAGAAAAAAAACUAUCGUCUGAAGCAAACUAUUACCCAGUGAUAGGUUACAUCAAAGUCAAAGAUACCAGUUUUGUUCCCAAAAAAGAUGAAUAUGAUAUUAAGGCCUCUUUUAACAAAAAUGAACAGUAUACAGUUUAUGUUGAUCGAACACUCGGUGCUACUUUUGGAAAUCGUUCAAUUGAAAUCAUGUUACAUAGAGCAGUGGGAAAUAGUGACCAAUCUAGAAUCGAGGGUAAAUUUUAUUUAAAUUUUGAUUCUAUCCAAUCUCAAAAACAAGUCGAAAAGAAAACUUCACUUCAAAUUGAACACCCACCAUUUUAUAUGGUUAAAAAGAUAUCAAGUAUUUAUAAAUAUAAAAAGAACUAUAUCAUAUCCUAUAGUCCACUUUCAAAAGAAUUACCAGAUGAUAUACAUUUACAAUCAUUUAAAACUUUUUUAAAUAAUAGAAUUGGUUUAAGAUUGUUUAAUAUUAAUAAUAAUGAUAUGGAUAAUCAGAAAAAUGGCAAAUCAAAUGAAUUUAAAUUGUUCGAAUCAUUAAAUAUCACAAGUAUAAAUGAAACUACUUUAUCAUUUAGUGAUUUAAAAAAUCAUAAUAGGGGGUUACCAUCAACUUUAGAUGCUUAUUUACCAAUAGUAUCAGGUGAAUCGGAAUAUCAUAAUGUUAUCAAAUCAAAAAACAGAUAUAUAUUUAAACAAGAUAAUUAUAAAUUUGCAAUUAACCAGUUAGAAUUUAAAUCAUUUAUAAUCGAGAGUGCCACUACACAAAGCAAUACUGAAGUUUAUUCAAAUUUUUCAAUUUUUCAACAUGAUAACAAUAGAUUUUUAUAUGACUUUUCAGUUUUACCCAUUUUUAUUAAUUUUCAAGAUGAUCACAAUUUUAAAGCUUAUGAAAAUACUUUAAAAAUCGAAAACGAUAGUACCCAAGAGAACUUUUAUCUUUUAACACUUACCCUUAUAAUAUUUGUGGUUUUAAUAGUUUAUUUAACAUACAAAAAGAAAGUUAAUAAUAAAUCAGAUUAA
Molecule: messenger RNA, 3300 nt
Organism: Dictyostelium purpureum
Lineage: Eukaryota; Evosea; Eumycetozoa; Dictyosteliales; Dictyosteliaceae
Exons: 4
Coding region: 1-3300 (1099 amino acids)
Biological process (GO): mannose metabolic process
Cellular component (GO): lysosome
Molecular function (GO): alpha-mannosidase activity; carbohydrate binding
Source: RefSeq, a predicted model, not a curated record